AUAUUUUUUAACACUGGUUGAGUAUAAUUUUAAUUACAAUCGACUUGUCGAUAGUCGACUGCGAUUUGGCUGAAUUUGGUAGGAUUGCGCCCAUUUGGCAUAGUUUGUUGAAUCGUUUCGCACUCCACCAAUAGUAGUUGUUGCUGGUGGUCGUUGUUUCACGCGCCUUACUGCUCCAAUAUUCUUCAUGGUGUUUCGUGGCUACUUGCCGUGCUGGCAGCUCCGCCAAGAAAAAUUUCAGGUUUUUCUUGAGGCGUGUCUUGACUUUCAUUGAUAAUUCCUGACAGCUAAUGUGUCGUAUUUCUUAUCUGUCAUUAAAUGUGUCAGCACAGUGUAUCGAUGACUACCAUUUCUUCGACUUUAGAUACAACUGUUAAAAGUAAUGAGGAGGAGGGUUUUAAAGAAGACACGGAUGAAAUUGUAGAGAAAUUAGUUUACGUGAAUGAAAAUGCGAUGGACUGCAACUAUGACGAGUCGAACGAUACUUCAAAAAAUCUGGAGACUCUUCCAGAACCAUCGAGUCCAGAAAUGUUUGCCAGUGACGCAGAGGAUGAACCAGAUAAGGACAAAUCAUUGGCAGACCAGGAAAAAAGAGUAGAUGCUGGAGUGUCAACAGUGGAGGAUCGGAAAACAUACACGCAGGAGGAAUUGGUUGCUAUGUCGGACUGUUACUUGUUAGCUAGGAUGAAUAAGUUUUUAAGCGGAGUGCCUCCACCACCAAGUCACACAAUUUCACAAAAAGACUGUACAGAAUUCUUAAUGUAUAUUAGACAAAAUCGUGAAUAUUUUUGGGUAGAACCUAUCGAUAAGGAUGAUAAAGAUAAAGUAUUGUCUCACGAUAAAGCGAAAAAUAGGUCCAAUGAGAAGAAUGCGGAGAGUGAUAGUACGAAAAAUAAUAUUUAUCAACGACCACGGAAAGGUUCAAGAAAUUUGAGCAAUGCUUUCGAUGCCUGUGAUACAUCGAUUAAUACGACUUCGGAUAAAGAUUUACUGUCGAAGAGCAGUAAUAUCUGUGAGAUUAGUAGCAACUCGACGAUUAAUGUACUUCAAUCAGGUGAUAUGACUAGAAUGUACAAUAUAAUGGAAGAUGACUGCAGCACUACUUGUGCCUCCAUAAAUUCCUCGAUAGCAUGCAAAGACUGGACUUCUAAGGAACCACUAGACAACCCAUCACUUUUACGCUACUGUACCACUAACAAAGACGAAGCAUCUGGGUUAUCAUGGCCAGAAGCAUUUCAACAUAAGUUUCAUGGGAUUCAUUAUAACCGAAGUAAAGUCAUAGAGGAAUUUGAAAAUCUGACGACGAAAAUGUGCGAGAGAUACGUGGGUGCUGAAACGCAAUCCACCUGUAACGUAUGGUUUACGAAACAAGCACCUGGGAGCGCAAGGAAACGAAGUCUGUUAGCCAAGAGGAACAUUGGUCAGAGUCCAGGAAAAAGACUGAGUCAUUUAGCGAGAAGACGACGAACGUUUUCUAGUGCAAAUCUUCAAGGUUUGGGACUUCCAGACAAGAAGCAUAUAGUACUUAAUGUUAAGAAACCUAUAGUUAGGAAAGGUAAGAGUCCCAGGGGAAAAAGUCCCAGAGGAAAAAGCCCUCGUGGCUCGGCCAAAAAACGCGCGUCUCGCCGACUAUCCUUAGAAGGUCCAAGUCCUCGGAAAGUCAAACUUGAGACUUCCAAGAGAGCACUCUUUCAAAGUCCACCAGGUGAUCGAGCAGGCCCUAGUAAAUUACUAGCCUCCACGAGUGCAAAUCCCCAAAAAAUCAAGAGAGCAUUAUUCCCUACUCCCAAGAAGAAGGAAGAAAAUUCAGAAGUCUUCGAAAGAGUCAACUUCGAAGAAUCUAGAAAGAGGAAAUGUGAAGACGAGCUGGAAGGACCUAGAUUAAAAUGGGCUAAGAGUUUAUCCUUCGACUGCCCUUACGACUUGGGUAAUGCUUCGAUGGGAUCUUGGGAUCGUGACAGGCACUCCACCGGUAGCUUGAAAUCGAAGAGCGAAACAGCCUUUCAGAAUGACAAAUGUGAACUCAGCGAUACUCGUAGGAAGAAAUUACUGUGGGCUGUAGCCGAAGCUCUGCGGAGUAAAGGAAUUGGCAUGGGACAUCCAAGAUUCAAGCAGUACGCCUCUAACUUGGCACGCACUGUGAAAAAGUUAAUGCCAGAUUUAGAAAACAAGAAUUUACCUCGGAAGCCAGGCAGUACCAGCGAUCGCAUGUUAAAACUCGCCAAACACCAUGUACUCUUUGUCCUCGAAACAAAGAAAACCAUAGUCUCGGACAGUUAAAAAAAAAGCUGGGCUACAUUUAACGCUUCUCGAGUUUUACAAUUGAACUAAGCCCAGUCGUGUCAAUUCAUCCUUGUUGUGUGCUCCUAUUGUUAAUUAGUUAAUAGAGAACUACCGAUUGUUUUCCUCGUGUGACCCUUGACUCGCGAUGUGGUCAACUCCUAGCGCAAUCAAAGUUAGUGACAACGUCGAGGCUCGACGUAAUCACUAGCAACAUUGUCGCUUAAACGAACGUUGUUGUAACUUUAAAUUAUUUAACGUGUACAUACAAAGUCGGGGAUAGGGUAAUGAACGAGAAUUCGGUUUUCGCUCGUAGAUUCUAAGGUGCUGCCGACA
This is a messenger RNA of Orussus abietinus, 2616 nucleotides long. RefSeq lists its product as uncharacterized. The transcript is spliced from 5 exons. The record is from RefSeq and is a predicted model, not a curated record. Lineage: Eukaryota; Metazoa; Arthropoda; Insecta; Hymenoptera; Orussidae. The coding region runs from base 319 to 2280 and encodes 653 amino acids.